ACGUGUUUUCGAUCGACACGUAUUUUCGAUCCCCAAAUUUGAUUCCCGUUUACCGCGAGACCGUGCGUGAUCCUUCGAGACCAGUGUCCCCGAAGUGACGACUUUACUCACCGCUAUCUCCGACUUUCAAGAUGUUGAGAAUAAAGUUUCCAGUCACUGUGAUAAGCAAAGGGAAGGCCAGUUAUCGUCAAUAUUCCCAUGAAUCUUUCAAUCAUGCAUAUGAAGCUGUGGUUGGUCAGGGAAUGCCAUAUAAGAAAGCGUCCAGAAUUUUCUCCAUCCCAUAUUCCACCCUGCAUGACAGAGUUAAUGGAAAAACUAAAUUGGAGUCAACUAGAUCUGGUCCUGACCCCCUGCUUACUCAGGAAGAGGAACAAACACUAGUCACGCACAUUGAAUUGAUGUCUUCCUAUGGCUAUGGCUACACUCGCACUGAAGUGACAGUGCUUGCUACUGAUUUGGCUAUUCACCUUGGAAAGAGGAAGAAAGUAGAUAAGCCACUCUCACUACGGUGGUUUUACAACUUCAUGACACGCUGGCCAGAGCUCAAGGUGCAGAAACCGAGAUCGCUUGAGAUAAUGAGGGCUAAAGCUACAUCCCAUGAAACGGUCAACAGAUAUUUUGAUGAAAUGGAGAAGAUCUUGGAGAAAUAUAACCUGAAGGAUCGACCAGAGGCCAUCUAUAAUGUUGAUGAGAAGGGCAUUGUUGAGAAUCAUACACCUCCAUCUAUUGUAUCCUCACGCUAUGAGGUACCUCCAGCAGUUACCAUGGGCAAAUCAUCAACUACAACUGUCAUUGGGUGUGGUAAUGCUCUUGGAAUGGCAUUGCCUCCAUUUUUCAUCUUCAAGGGAAAACGGAUGCGCAAUGAAUUCUUGUCAGGUUGUACAGCUGGUACAGGAGGUACAAUCAGUGAUUCAGGUUGGUCUAACUCUGACAUUUUUGAGAGAUACCUCAAGGAGCACUUCAUGAAAUACUCCCUUCCUGCUACAUCAGAUGACCCUGUCUUGCUGCUUUAUGAUGGGCAUAGGUCUCAUGUAUCACUGCCUCUCAUUCAAUGGGCACGGGAGAACAAUAUCAUUUUAUUUGUACUUCCAGCGCACACUUCACAUGUUCUUCAGCCGAUGGACAUUGGAUGUUUUGGACCAUUUGAGAAAAUCCUCAAUGGUAUGCGGCACACACAUAUGCGGCACCAUGCAACAUCUGGCAUUGACAAGUAUUCCCUGUGUGAGAUAGCCUGCAAGGCAUAUGCAAGUGCACUUACGCCAAACAACUUGCAAGCAUCAUUCCGAAAGUCCGGCAUCUAUCCAGUUGACCGAUGUGCUGUCAACCCGUCAAGUUUUAAGCCAGCUACAGUUUUCACUUCAUCAGAAGUCAACCAUCAAGAGAACAUUUCAGCUACUCCUUCCUCGUCUGUCACAGCAGCUGACGAAUCUAUUGAUGACACAACAGACAGAUGUACUGACUUUUUCAGGACAGCUCAAGCUGUGCUGACAGAGAACCCAAAGCAAACAAAGAAGCGAAAAGUCCUUAGUGCCAUAGUGGGAGGUAAAGCCAUCACUGAAGAUGCAGUUGUACAUGACAUCAAGAAACAUCAGGAGCAACAGAAAAAGAAACCAAAGAAGCCAAAGAAAUCUGUCAGCAAUAAUUCAGCCAAGCCAAGUACUUCAGGUGUCGGUCAUCAGAAGAGAAAAUCACAUAGUCAACUGCCUGCUGAUACAAAUGACGAAGACUGUGAUGAAUCUGAAACAACUGACCCUAAGGACCUCUGUUGCAAGUGCAAAAGGUUCCAACCUGCAGAACUGAGAAACAUUGACACCCUUGUCUUUGUUUCAUGGGCACAGUGUACAUAUCCGGAUUGCUGUCACUGGGUACACCUAAGAUAUUGCACUCCUGUCCGUGUUGUUCGCACGCAUUCAAAAUUCUGGUGCCCAUGCCACAAUCAAUCAGAGGAAUAAAAAAAAACAAGCAAAUAUUAAACAGGAAAGGGGAAUCGCAGCAAGUGAUUUCAUUUUGAAAUUUGGGAUACCAAAUAUAGUGUUCCAUUUUGAAAUUCCAAAUAUUCUAAAGAAACUCAAUUUUAAAGAAUUCCAACUUUCAUUGCAAAAUUCUGUGAUGGCUUUUUCAGAGUGGAUCACAGAUUGUUAAAAAUGCAUUGCAUUAUGCUAUUUGCUCACUGCCGGUAUUAUAAAACUAGACCAAGUGAUAUUUUAGAGUAAAAUUGUCAUUCAGCUUUCAUUCAAGCAAAGGAACAGAUUCCUUACAAGAAACAAAUUCCACUUUUCCAGCUGUUGCUCCCCUUUACCCUCCAAAAAAAAAAAAAAUUCAAGAUGGAAAAAAAAAAUCUCCUUUAAUAAAAUGCACACAGCUAAAACUAAAGUGAUCCAUACCAAAUUCUCCUUUUGUUGAUUCAGCCACUUAUUCAUAUUUUUUUUUAAAUAUAUAAUUCACAAUUUCCCAGUUCAAAAACUUUUCACAUCCUCUAUUUUAUAAACUAUACAUCAUCUGUACAGGAGAAUUGACAGUCGGGACAAAACUUUUAUCAUUUUUGAGUGAUUUCGCGCGCCAUAGCAUCCCCGAUGUUGAUGAACAUGGCCACACAGCCGCUGUACCGAAAACUGGUGACGCUCCGUCCGAAUGGCGGACAUGCUAUCGCUGUAAAUCGCGGACGAUAUUUCGGAAAAAAGGGCUUCAACUUCGAUGAUUUCAACAGCUUAUAAAUUGGAAGUAUCCAGUUGAAUGG
This is a messenger RNA of Patiria miniata (bat star), 2737 nucleotides long. RefSeq names its product tigger transposable element-derived protein 1-like. NCBI's taxonomy places the organism in Eukaryota, Metazoa, Echinodermata, Asteroidea, Valvatida, Asterinidae. The transcript is spliced from 2 exons. The coding region runs from base 132 to 1952 and encodes 606 amino acids. Gene Ontology annotation, molecular function: DNA binding. The record is from RefSeq and is a predicted model, not a curated record. Gene Ontology annotation, cellular component: nucleus.